AUGUCAGACCUUCCAUUGGGCAGCUCAUCCGCUCCAGCAGUCGAUGGCGGGAAUGAGCUUAUGCUACUUCGACGUCCAGAUCGCGAGGCGGUGUUGAUGGCAAGUGAUCCUGCGAGCCCCGAAUAUCAAUACGGUCUCGAGGCAGAAGCGCCAAGUAGCGAGAUAUCACCCUCAGACGACGAGAUGGAGGACCCCCAAUCAUCUCAGUCUGAGCCUCCUCCGAUCGAGUCGAUGGACGUAGAGGAGGAGUCGGCUGCGGAGAGCAUUUUUGUCGCUGUGGUGGAGGGCCGUGUAUCACCCAGCGUCGAGGGGGCCUCGUCUUUUGAUCUCGAUAGUCUCAUGGCUGGACUCAGUCGACCUAUCGACCAUUCCAGCGAAGAGGCUAUGCCACCCGAAGCGAACGACGGUGCCAAUAAUGGUGAGGAGUUGCCCUCAGUCCCACCCGACGGCUCCAGCUUGGGAAUUAUUGAUUUCAGAUCGCUGAUUAACCGGCUGGGUAAUGACAUGAACGUCGACCUCCCCUCGAGUGAGAAUGAGAACAGUGACCCGGCGAGCACCCCACAUUCGACUCCGCUCCCGCAAGUCCCAAACGGGCCCAUCGAGCGUUUGAAUGCGUUCGGAGGCGACUGGACGGCUCUCGAGGCUCGUCAAAGCUUGCAAUUGGAUAGCUUCUCUCGUCUGGCGACGAAUGGAUCGGUGAAUGUACCAACCCGGGUGAGGGGGGAUGCCGGUACCAAUAACGUUCUCAUAGCGGGCAUGAUAGAUCAUCUGCUUGAUGUUGAACGGAACCAUCCAUUGGCGAACGCUACGGCUGAUUUUGACCUGGAAGAAUUGGAUCGCUUGAGUCGUCAGUUGGCUGGCUCACCGCAAGAGGAGACUAAUCUACCUCUCUUCUUGAGGAGCUCAUCUCCUACCACUGUUGGAUCGACUUCUCCCUCAUCCAGGCAAGUCGACUUGCUUGAAGGUGGUGAUGGAAUGGGUCCACAGAUGUCAACAAUUACACUGUUUGUUAGUUACGUGGAUGUGGAUGGCUGGGUCGGUGUUUAUGUCGAGCGUGGAAUGCAAGUGCCCCUCCCCGAAGCUAGCGGAGGGAUGAACAUUUCUUUCAAGGUUCUUCUGGAAAAAUGUCGGGAGUGUGGCAAUCGUACAGGGCGGUUGGUGGAACGCCUCAUCCGUGGAACGGCCGUAUUUUAUGUCGGCACAAACGUCAAGCCUGUACCUCUGGACGAGGUGCUAGCCAGUCCGGCAUCUCAGAUAGCAUACCAAGAAGUCGGCGCACUCGCUAGAGUGAUCAACGACCGCGAUAGUGUUACCCUGGCUGCUCCUUGUGUAGAAUGUGCGGAGCAGGAGGCUGUAAUGGCAGUGGGUGCCGGCUUGGGUGCUGGUGGGCCGUGCUAUGUAUUAUACUUGUCGCCAGAGGAAAUGGAGAAUGUCGUCAACGGUCCAGUGCCGGCGGUAGUUCCACCAGUACGCGCAGUGGUGGUUUUCACGUGCUUAGACAGUCAGGGUGAUGCUGACCAAGACUUCCAGACCGGUCGAUGGGCUCAUGUGGACGUUAUGGAAGAUCGGUGGGCGAUGUGGGACCAAGUGUUCGGGAGCAUGUUUGACGUGUUGGUGGCUCUGGGUCGUAAAGACUGGAACUCCACCUACAAGCAUUUCACCACUGUGCAGACGGUGGUGGCGAUCACGGUACGACUGGACUUGGUGGUUCAUGACCACGGAUUCAACUUGAGUCUCCUGCCUGUGCAGACCUGGCUCCUGGACCGGCUAAGAGCGCGUCAUGCACGUUAUGUCGAUGUCGGGCCCAGGACUUUUCAAAAUUGGAUAUCGGCGUUAUGGGUUGAGGUCGAGGUGGUUUAUAGGCGGCUGGCUGCCAAGCUCAGCUUGGGCCAGGCCCUUUCGGAGGGGGAACAGCGUGUAUUCCAGACGGCCAAAGUGUGGUAUAGUUUUCCUCUGGCGCAGGCGAUGACGGGAACUUAUGUGCCGACGGACAAAGAACUACUCGUUUUGAAGGACACGACACCGUACGAGAUGUGGACAGGACUAGUGUUGACCCUGAAAGGUGGAACUCGACGUGGCCAUGGAAGGAUGCAGGGAUCAGUCCCCCUGACGCGAGAUGUGGAAAGGUGCGGCGCCGGAUCCAUCGGCUGCACCUCCUUAGGAACUUCCGGACACGGCCACGAUAAGGAGGUAUUACCGGACUUUGCGCGUGUGGAAUGGCUGUUGGCAGGUCGAGAUGCGGAUCAGAAACACCAGGGCCUUCCCCGGGAACAACGGCGCAUGCCGGAGGUGGAUCAGGAUGGCCGCCGUGAUCGCACUGGGCUGCGAGCGAUUGCUCCAGUACGGCGGCGCGGUGAACAUCUGCAUCUAGCACAUGACUGGGAAGCGGGUGGUCAUGAAGGAAGUGUGAGAGCUCUGCUUGCUGUUGAAGACAGUAUUGAAAGGCGCGUGCUCCCUGAACGUGUGCUUGCUCUGCAAAGAAAGAAUCUGGUCUUUCGGCCCGGUGCUCACCAACAAGCGUUGCUCAUCGCCGUCAUCAUUACAGAAUUGCACCUUAAAGUAUCGAUCAUCAUUGGCAUGUUGUCCAUGGCUAUUGCUUUUUUACAUCCAGGACGGUAUUCGACCCGUCGUCGCAGUAUUCAACAGAUGUUCAUCGUGAUCAUCGUGAUAACACCUGAUCUGAUAGCGCCUCGGCAGCAGAUCUUCAUCGUCGUCAUCGUGAACAGCGUCACCAAGAUCGUGACCGUGGCUAACAUCGACAGUGGCAGCUCAUCGGUGUAA
Desarmillaria tabescens is the source of this 2781-nucleotide messenger RNA. RefSeq lists its product as uncharacterized. The coding region runs from base 1 to 2781 and encodes 926 amino acids. Lineage: Eukaryota; Fungi; Basidiomycota; Agaricomycetes; Agaricales; Physalacriaceae. The record is from RefSeq and is a predicted model, not a curated record. The transcript is spliced from 15 exons.